Molecule: messenger RNA, 693 nt
Organism: Eremomyces bilateralis CBS 781.70
Lineage: Eukaryota; Fungi; Ascomycota; Dothideomycetes; Eremomycetales; Eremomycetaceae
Exons: 1
Coding region: 212-580 (122 amino acids)
Source: RefSeq, a predicted model, not a curated record
CCGUUACGUGGAAAGCAUGGAUCACGAAAGGUUUGCUUUCACAAAGCGUAAGGGAAGAAAUCCAGACCGAUGGUGAAGAGUUUUCCUCAGUCGGCCUCCUAUCGUCACCGCAAGGGACUACUUCACCAAUUCCUUCUGUCCCCAAAUAAAUCCAGCCCUCUCCCACCGCCCAAUAAACCGCCUGCCCUGAGGGCUGAGGCCUUUACUAUGUAUGGUGUGUGCACAAUGCAUCGACAAUCGAGGCCGGCCUAUUCGUCGCGUUUACACCACUCCCGCCUUUGUUGAGAUCUGGGACGUAGGAGACCAUCGAUAUGCGAGCGUGACACUGCAUGAUCGAUGGGAUCGGAUGCCUAGGCAAGUCGCUACGGUUCACAGCAUCUGCCACCGGAAGUCUUGCUGGGUCGAAAUAUCACCCUUUCCUCGCAAUCGUGCCCCCCUCAACGCGGGAGAAUCGCGAUCGGCAAAGCCCUUAGAGAUGAAUGCCGCUCCGAUUUCCGCCAUCGGUAUUCGGUGGUUGGCUGGUGUCGAUCCAAUAAAGAACAUCUACAUCCAUGCGCUCCGAUGCAGCUCUUGUUAUUAAUACUUGAUAGGGGCUGGGUGUUUGGGGAUCCGAUAUGGCAUCACAAUCAGUUAUCAGACCUACCUAGAUGGCGUAUGCAAACGGAAUAGGACCGGGUCAGGGUCCGCGGCGGA